GGCUCGGAGAUCAACGGGCCCGAGGACGCCCCUCCCCCACCCAGCCGCUGCCCCGCUCCCCCCAACGGCCUCCGCCCCCCCCCGGCCCCGCCCUUCGAUUACCAAGAGCUCUUCCAGGAGCUCUGGGUGGAGAACGAGAGGAUUCGGGAGCAGCUGCAGGAGGCGGAGCUGGCGCUGACCCAGAGCCGGCUGGAGCUCGAGAGGGUCACUCAGCGCCAGGAGCGCAGCGCGGAGCGUCCGGCCCGGCUGGAGCUGGAGAGAUUCGAGCGCCGGGCGCUGGAGCUGAAGGCGGCUGAGCUGGAGGAGGAGCUGAAGGCUCUCUCGGACCUCCGGGCCGACAACCAGCGGCUCAAGGAUGAGAACGCGGCGCUCAUCAGGGUCAUCAGCAAACUCUCCAAGUGACCCCCAAAAAUCCAUCCCCCAAAACCCACUCCCCAAAAUCCACCCCCAAAAUCCACCCCCCAAAAAUCCGCCAAACCUCCCUCCAUGCGGGGGCGGAGCCAAAGGAGUGGGUGGAGCCGAUGUCACGUGGGGGUGUGGCCAGAGAAUUGGGGAGGAGCCAAAAUGGGGGCGGAGCCGAUUUUGUUGCACUGAGGUUGAAGCUGCCAAAUGGGUGUGGCCAAAGGGGGCGUGGUCUGUGAGCACCAGGUCCCGCCCCCAACCUCUCCCCGCAUGCCAAUCACACGCUGUUCAUCCAAUCAGACCGCGGGGGGGUGGGGGUCUCCUCGAAGCCCCGCCCAUUCCACCGAUUUUGCCCCACCCCCCCAAAUAUUUUUGUGAAAAAUAAUUAAGAGGAAAGUGAUUAAAAAAAAAAGAAAAAAUCGUGGGGGAGGGGUAAUUAUUUGGUGUAAUUUUUUUAUAUAAAUAUAUUGAUCGAG
Molecule: messenger RNA, 878 nt
Organism: Cinclus cinclus
Lineage: Eukaryota; Metazoa; Chordata; Aves; Passeriformes; Cinclidae
Product: protein phosphatase 1 regulatory subunit 12C-like
Exons: 6
Cellular component (GO): cytoplasm
Molecular function (GO): enzyme inhibitor activity; phosphatase regulator activity; protein kinase binding
Source: RefSeq, a predicted model, not a curated record